AUGAGGUGCGGCGCAGACUCAGGCCGGGGUCCCCCCGAAGCCCCGAGAGCCAGAGAGCACGUGGAGCCAUGGGGUGUGCGGUGGAAAUGUGGUGGGCGGGGCGAGGAUGUGGGUUUGACGACUCUGACGGUACUUCUGGAGAACAUGCUCGGACUGCAGACAGCCCCGCAGACGAGCCCCGGUCCCAGGACGUCCUUCCAGAACCUGUGUCCCUCCAAGCGGAGGCCGGCGGAGGCCCCCACUCCCGCUCAGCAGCUCGGCGGCCCCGGGGCAGUGCCGGAGCCCCUGCUGCAGUGCGCGGCCUGGCUGGAUGCCUAUUUCCGCGAGCCCUCGGUCCUCGAGGGGCUCCCCGUGCCCGUGCUGCACCAUCCCAUCUUCCAGAAAGGUUUACUUGCAGCCCUGAUGUUCAAGAUGACUCGGUUCAGUUCAGUCACUCAGUCGUGUCCCACACCUUGCAACCCCAUGGACUGCAGCAGGCCGGGCCUCCCUGUCCAUCACCAGCUGCCGGAGCUUGCUCAGAUUCAUGUCUGUCGAGUUGGUGAUGCCAUCCAGCCAACCAAGAUGACUCAGGAGUCAUUCACCAGACAGGUGUUAUGGAAGCUGCUGAAGCUUGUGAAAUUCGGAGAAACGGUUUCUUACCAGCAAUUAGCAGCCCUGGCGGGCAACCCCAGGGCAGCGCGGGCCGUGGGAGGAGCCAUGAGGAGCAACCCUUGCCGGCGGCAGAGUCCAGCUGCAGAGCCACACAUGUGGGCUCCAGCGCAGGGAGCGCGGCCUGGACACGUACCCAGUGGUGAAGCCGUCUCUGAGCUCAGGAGCAGCGUGAUGGACAGGUGGAUGCAGAAGUCGCAGAAAGCCCUGGCGCCCACGGUGCGCCCGUCCUUGGUGUCCGUCGAUCCCCAUCCUCAUCCCGUGCCAUCGAGUGGUCUGCAGCAGCGGGGCCGUGGGCAACUACUCUGGAGGACCCUUUUGGCGAUGAGGGAUGCCCACCUCUCCUUCCUGACCAGCGACCUAGAGCCUGGAAGUCCGGCCGCCUGCGAGGGCAUCCUGUCUGGGCCCCGCAUGCCCUUGGUGCCACACGAACGGAGUUCCAUCUCCUGGGCCUCAGCAGCAGAGCCGCCCCAAGUGUGGGCCUCGAACUAG
Molecule: messenger RNA, 1140 nt
Organism: Odocoileus virginianus texanus
Lineage: Eukaryota; Metazoa; Chordata; Mammalia; Artiodactyla; Cervidae
Source: RefSeq, a predicted model, not a curated record